AUGGACAAAGCAGAGUCGCAAUCAUUUCCAGCCGACGGUGGGCCAAAUCUCCUUGUCUCGAAGCGCGCAGCUUUCGAGGAACCGGAUACCGCCCCCUGUGCUAAAAAAAUCAAAAGUUCUCAGGAUGAUAACACAGACCCAGCUCCUGUUCUGAGAGUUCCUUUUCCAGAAAAGCCUGCAGUUUUGGAAGAGCGGAAUGGCGAUAUCGAAUUCCGAGUUGUCAAUAAUGAUGGCUCCAGAGAGAGUAACAUCAUUCUUACAGGCCUCAAAUGCUUGUUUCAAAAGCAACUUCCGAAAAUGCCUAAGGAUUAUAUAGCCCGUCUCGUCUACGAUCGUUCUCAUUUGGCUAUGGCUAUUAUCAAAAUGCCUCUAGAGGUCAUUGGUGGAAUAUCAUUUCGAGAAUUUCGAGACCGCAAGUUUGCCGAGAUUGUUUUUUGCGCAGUCUCGUCUGACCAGCAAGUAAAAGGAUAUGGAGCUCACCUCAUGGCUCAUUUGAAGGACUAUGUCAAAGCUACUUCGCCAAUAAUGCAUUUUCUCACCUAUGCUGAUAACUACGCCACUGGUUAUUUUCAAAAACAGGGGUUUACCAAAGAUGUCACUCUCGAGAAGUCCGCCUGGAAGGGAUAUAUCAAGGAUUACGAAGGAGGCACGCUUAUGCAGUGCUCCAUGGUUCCCAAAAUACGAUAUCUCGAAGCUGGCCGUAUGCUUCGUAAACAGAAAGAAGCUGUUCUAGCCAAAAUACGCACUUUGAGCAAAAACCACAUUAUCCAUCCACCAUGUCCGCAAUGGGUUAACGGUAUUACUCCAAUUGAUCCAGUCUCUAUCGUUGCCAUUCAGGCAACUGGCUGGUCUCCAGAUAUGGAUGAGCUGGCACGAGAACCGCGGCAUGGGCCCUAUUUCAAUGAAAUGCGACGUUUUUUGAACCAGAUUCAAAAUCAUAAACAAGCAUGGCCAUUCUUAAAUCCAGUCAACAAAGAUGAAGUGCUCGACUAUUACAAUGUCAUUACAUCUCCAAUGGAUCUAUCGACCAUGGAGGAAAGAUUAGAGCAUGAUUUUUAUGCUGCGCCAAAAGAUCUUAUUGGCGAUCUCAAACUAAUUUUUAGUAAUUGUCGGCAGUACAAUGAUGCAACAACGGUAUAUUCCAAGUGUUCAGUCAAACUGGAGAAGUACAUGAGCAAACUUAUCGAGGAGAUUCCAGAAUGGAUUGACUUACUUGAAGAAUGA
Talaromyces rugulosus is the source of this 1224-nucleotide messenger RNA. RefSeq lists its product as uncharacterized. The transcript has 2 exons. Gene Ontology annotation, cellular component: histone acetyltransferase complex. Gene Ontology annotation, molecular function: histone H3 acetyltransferase activity; protein binding. NCBI's taxonomy places the organism in Eukaryota, Fungi, Ascomycota, Eurotiomycetes, Eurotiales, Trichocomaceae. Gene Ontology annotation, biological process: chromatin remodeling; positive regulation of transcription by RNA polymerase II. Bases 1 to 1224 code for a protein of 407 amino acids. The record is from RefSeq and is a predicted model, not a curated record.